This is a messenger RNA of Aureobasidium subglaciale EXF-2481, 459 nucleotides long. RefSeq lists its product as uncharacterized. The coding region runs from base 1 to 459 and encodes 152 amino acids. The transcript is spliced from 3 exons. The record is from RefSeq and is a predicted model, not a curated record. Lineage: Eukaryota; Fungi; Ascomycota; Dothideomycetes; Dothideales; Saccotheciaceae.
AUGUCUUUCCUCCUGCACUCGCGCCCAUUGGGCAUUGGCCUCGGUCUCGGCGCUGCAUUCACCUCUUACUCUCUCCUCACACCAAGAAGACAUCGCUAUGCACUCUGCGAUGCCUCUAGCACACUCAACUCAUACACGUCCAAUGCCAAGGUGCCGGUUGUGAAUCGCAGAGGUGGACUCAACCCCAGUGCUGUGCGUCAGGUCUCGAGUGGAAGUAUUGCUGGUGUUUUGGGUGGACUGGCGGUUUCACUGUUUUCUAAGCCUUUGGCAUUGUUGAUUGGACUUUUGAUCGUUGGUGUCCAGUUUGCAGAGUCGCAGUUGGGUAUCAGUUUGGUGCCUUAUGGUCGUAUGCAGCGCUACUUUACUAGCAUCGAUCUGCGCUCGGCUAUGCAAGAUAAUGUGGCUUUUAAGCUGGCCUUUGGCGCCACUUUUGCAUUGACUGGAUUUGCUCAGUUGUAG